This is a messenger RNA of Seminavis robusta, 1391 nucleotides long. NCBI's taxonomy places the organism in Eukaryota, Bacillariophyta, Bacillariophyceae, Naviculales, Naviculaceae. The record is from the annotation of a GenBank genome assembly.
GGCAAAGACCCGAACAGCUUGGUUCAUGUCCGUCAAAAGCAUUGUUCAUCGUUGAUUGUUGUUGUUGUUGUUGUUGUUGUUGUUGUUGAUGGAGGUGCCUAACCCAUUCUUGCACAGCACCAUAUAAGAGAUCACAUCAUCGGUAUCAUCAUGAAGGUUGUUACCAUGAUCAUAGUCAUGGUAGUUGCCCCCGCCACGGUUGCUGCAAUGGCUUGGUUUUACACCGACGAUAGUAGCGGAGACGGAGGCAAGGGAGAUUCUCCGUCUUUUCCCAUUUCGGACUGUGAUGAUGUUGACACGGACUUGGCGCUGCGGAGGAGGGAUCCUGCCAUCCACAACCUUCCAACCGCAUUGCCAACCCAAUCGCCCACAACAGCGACAGCAACAAUGACACAAAGAAACAGAAGAAAAAGACGAAGAAUCAAUGAAAAUACGACCACGCAACCUCCACCCUCCCGUGCACCGACCGCUUCACCCACCACAAUCUCUGUUGUUACCACAACAACAGUCGAGCUCUUUGGAGAAACUUACCACAUUGCCAACACCACCGUCAUUGAUCGCGCUGAAAAGGGUCUAACAGGGACGCUCCCCUCCGAAAUUGGUCUAUUAACUGCCUUGACCAAAAUCCGCCUUUGGGGCAACCACAUUAGCGGCAAUAUCCCUACCGAAAUUGUAGCAUUGACGGCAUUGAAAGAUCUCUAUCUGGGAGGCAACGAUUUGGUGGGGGGCAUUCGAACCGAAUUGGGAUUGAUGACCAACUUGGAUUGGUUAUCGUUGUGGGGGAACACCUUUUUUGGAGAGAUUCCAUCCGAACUGGGAUUGCUGACCCAAUUGACCAUGUUGGACAUUUACAACAAUCAGCUGUCGGGGCAUGUACCCAGCAAUCUCUGUGACAACACGGCAUUGGCCAUAAUACGAGUCGAUUGCCACCCGGAACAAUUUGCAGUACAAUGUGUGUGCCAGGAAUGUAGCUGUCACUGAAAAGUAAAUGGCGGUGGUAAAUGAAAUGCUAAAUUAUUGAGAAACAAGCUUGUGUGCUUCCAGGAGCCACCUUCAUACAGCACCGGAGUCAAUGGAGGUACCGUAGUUGGUUGGUAUGUCGUCACAGAAGCAAAGGGGGCUGUGAUUUGAUCAGUGUCGACCAGAUCCACCAGCCAGACUUGCCAGAACGACUACGGAAGUACAGCUAUAGAACAACUCAACACAGUCGCAACUAACAUUCUCUAUGGAAAGAUGGGCAACUAUGCUGCACAUUGUAAACUACAAAAUACUAGUAAUACAGUAGUCGUAGCCCAUUUCCUAAACCUACAAUGUCACGGUCUAUCAAAAAGUCUUCACAUUCCCACAACACAAAGCACAAUAACAAAAACACAAACCAAUUUGGUGCUUCA